GCGAGAGGCGCGCGCGCGCUGCGGACGGGGAGGACAAGAUGGCGGCGACAACGACGAUGGCGCUGGGAACGGAGUCCAUUAAGAUGGAGAACGGGCAAAGCACGGCAGCCAAGCUGGGGCUGCCCCCUCUCACCCCAGAGCAGCAGGAAGCUCUCCAGAAAGCCAAGAAGUACGCGAUGGAGCAGAGCAUCAAGAGCGUGCUGGUGAAACAAACCAUCGCCCACCAGCAGCAGCAGCUCACCAACCUCCAGAUGGCAGCAGUGACAAUGGGCUUUGGAGAUCCUCUCUCACCUUUACAAUCGGUCAAUAGACAUAUUCACUUCUUCUGGGGCACUUGUCUUAGUCAGGGCCUAGCGUGGGGACGUUCGUAGUGGUGCCAGUGCUCUUGUCCGCGCCCAGCGCAGCCCUCCCACAUCCCCACCUGUACUGGACACGCCCAGGAGCAGAGCGAGGUGUCACUGCCCCGAGAAGACCCCAGGCUGUGCAGUCUGCGGGGACACUGCCACUCGGGGGCAAAGACAGCUUUAGAUUUCCACCAGUUCUGAACACACCCGUGAAAUUGUGGGAGCUGCAUUUCUAGGGAUGCUACAGUUCUGAGGUCCCGACCUAAAACUAACGGCCAAGAUGGCGGCUCAGAGGCAGCGCGCGCUCGCCAUCAUGUGCCGGGUCUACGUGGGCUCCAUCUACUACGAGCUGGGCGAGGACACCAUCCGCCAGGCCUUCGCCCCCUUCGGGCCCAUCAAGAGCAUCGACAUGUCCUGGGACUCCGUCACCAUGAAGCACAAGGGCUUUGCCUUUGUGGAAUACGAGGUUCCCGAGGCCGCCCAGCUGGCCCUGGAGCAGAUGAAUUCCGUCAUGCUGGGGGGAAGGAACAUCAAGGUGGGGAGGCCCAGCAACAUCGGGCAGGCUCAGCCCAUCAUUGACCAGCUGGCAGAGGAGGCCCGGGCCUUCAACCGCAUCUACGUGGCCUCGGUGCACCAGGACCUGUCCGACGACGACAUCAAGAGCGUGUUCGAAGCCUUUGGCAAGAUCAAAUCCUGCACCUUGGCCAGGGACCCCACGACAGGGAAGCACAAAGGCUACGGCUUCAUUGAGUAUGAGAAGGCCCAGUCUUCCCAGGAUGCCGUGUCCUCCAUGAACCUCUUUGACCUGGGGGGUCAGUACCUGCGGGUGGGCAAGGCCGUGACGCCCCCCAUGCCACUGCUGACCCCAGCCACCCCUGGAGGGCUCCCCCCGGCAGCCGCCGUCGCUGCUGCUGCCGCCACCGCCAAGAUCACGGCACAGGAAGCCGUGGCAGGAGCUGCAGUGCUGGGCACGCUGGCGACCCCGGGGCUUGUGUCCCCUGCCCUGACCCUGGCCCAGCCCCUGGGGGCUCUGCCCCAGGCCGUGAUGGCUGCACAGGCCCCCGGUGUCAUCACAGGUGUCACCCCUGCCCGGCCGCCCAUCCCGGUGACCAUCCCGCAGGUGGGGGUUGUGAAUCCCAUCCUGGCCAGUCCCCCGGCGCUGGGGCUGGUGGAGGUGAAGAAGGAGAAGGAGGAGGAGGAGGUGUUCCAGGAGUCGGAGCGGCCGGAGAUGCUGAGCGAGCAGGAGCACAUGAGCAUCUCGGGCAGCAGCGCGCGCCACAUGGUCAUGCAGAAGCUGCUGCGCAAGCAGGAGUCCACGGUGAUGGUGCUGCGGAACAUGGUGGAUCCCAAGGACAUCGACGACGACCUGGAGGGGGAGGUGACGGAGGAGUGCGGCAAGUUCGGCGCUGUCAACAGGGUCAUCAUCUACCAGGAGAAGCAGGGCGAGGAGGAGGACGCCGAGAUCAUCGUCAAGAUCUUCGUGGAGUUCUCCAUGGCCUCAGAGACUCACAAGGCCAUCCAGGCGCUCAACGGGCGCUGGUUCGCGGGCAGGAAGGUGGUGGCCGAGGUCUACGACCAGGAGAGGUUCGACAACAGCGACCUCUCGGCAUGAACUGCGCCCCGGGGCUGGGGCUGGGGCUGGGGCCGGGCCCGGCUCUGAUCCUGGGGCUGGGCCUGACUCUGAUCCUGGGGCUGGGGCCGGGCCCGGCUCUGAUCCUGGGCCUGGGGAUAGGCCUGACUCUGAUCCUGGGGCUGGGGAUGGGCCCAGCUCUGAUCCUGGGCCUGGGGAUGGGCCCGGCUCUGAUCCUGGGGCUGGGGAAUGGGGCUGACUCUGAUCCUGGGCCUGGGGAUAGGCCCAGCUCUGAUCCUGGGGCUGGGGCUGGGCCCGACUCUGAUCCUGGGGCUGGGCCUGACUCUGAUCCUGGGGCUGGGGCUGGGCCUGACUCUGAUCCCGAGGUUGGGGCUGAGCCCGGCUCUGAUCCUGAGGCUGGGCCUGACUCUGAUCCAGGGUCAGGGGAUGGGCCUGGCUCUGAUCCCCAGGCUUGGCUGAGCCCGGCUCUGAUCCCAGGGCUGGGCUUAGAUCUGGGGCUGGGCCCAGCUCUGAUCCCAGAGCCUGGAUCUGGGGCAUGGGCCUGACUCUGAUCCCUGGGCUUGGCUGGGCUUAGAUCUGGGGAAUGGGCCUGACUCUGAUCCCCGGGCUUGGCUGGGCUUGGCUUCUGGGAACUGGUCUAUCCCUGAUCCCAGGGCCUGAUUGAGCUCGGAUCCAGGGAAAUGGUCCCGCUCUGGUCCCAGGGCUUGGCCAAGCUCGAAUCCAGGGAAUCAGCCCAGCUCUUGUUCCAAGGAAUUGGCCAAGCUGCGCUCUGGGGACCGGCCCUGCCCCCUCUGCCUCCCAGGGCUUCCGUAGCCUCGUGUAAAGGACAUUCCAGGACAUUCCAGGGCGGGCACAGGGGUCUGGCGUCUGGGGAGUUGAGAUAAAAACGCAAAGAAAGCCGGUGUCA
Messenger RNA from Motacilla alba alba, 2842 nucleotides. RefSeq names its product poly(U) binding splicing factor 60 (gene PUF60). Gene Ontology annotation, molecular function: RNA binding. The transcript is spliced from 11 exons. The coding region runs from base 625 to 1956 and encodes 443 amino acids. Gene Ontology annotation, biological process: regulation of alternative mRNA splicing, via spliceosome; mRNA splice site recognition; alternative mRNA splicing, via spliceosome. The record is from RefSeq and is a predicted model, not a curated record. Lineage: Eukaryota; Metazoa; Chordata; Aves; Passeriformes; Motacillidae. Gene Ontology annotation, cellular component: catalytic step 2 spliceosome; precatalytic spliceosome.